AUGGGGGAAUGGUUCUGCGACAUUCUGUGGCUCAUUGGACUAAAUGGGGAGUUUGAUGAGAAUGAAGGACCCAAUUUUUGCGUCGGCCACCAACGCGAGGACCCGAAAGCGGUGGGUGGUCAAGGCUGUGCAGCAACGGAAGCGUUGUUUUGCCAAGUCAUCAACCCCUCGGAUGGAAUUAUAGUGGCGUAUGACAACUACACAGCCCGAGCCAUGGUUGAAGAGUGCGAACGAUGCUACUCAGUUAUACCGAAAUUGAAACACUGGUCGGAUGUAGCGUAUCUCCAAUGGCUGUCGAAAGCCAACGAGAAGUCAAACCUACGUUACGUACUUCGACACAACGUCCUCAACGAUGUCACGCGCUCCGCCGUUACCUAUCUAAUGUUACAGGGCAGACUCGUUGUAAAAGAAUGGCCGGGGACAACAUACGGCGCAGGCUCAGUGGAGUUCAAUGCAUUAUUAGGCUCACCGAAUGGUUCCGGGGUCGCUUACCUCCUCAUACAGCAUAGGAAGGGACUGGGUCACAAGACUGUCGAUAAGGUUACUAUCUUCAAGGAGAAGUGGGAUGUCAUGUUGCUGUUCCACAUCACAGAUGUUGGCGGUGACGAUGCCGAACGCGUGUGA
Molecule: messenger RNA, 624 nt
Organism: Alternaria novae-zelandiae
Lineage: Eukaryota; Fungi; Ascomycota; Dothideomycetes; Pleosporales; Pleosporaceae
Exons: 2
Coding region: 1-624 (207 amino acids)
Source: RefSeq, a predicted model, not a curated record